AUGGCGACAAGGCAAGAUAAUCGACAUAUCUCAAAUCUAGUACCUCGCUCGUCGAGUGUUCUUAUCGUGCUUCUUAUCUUCACAUGCAUGGUUCAAUCAGCUACAUAUGGUUACGACGGCUCCAUGAUGAAUGGAUUGAACAUCCUCCCAUCCUACACAGAUUACUUCCACCUCAACACCGUCAGCAUCGCACUAAACACCUCGAUUGUCGGUAUAGGAAACGCUGUGGCCGGUCUCUUCAAUGGCCCAUUGUGCGAUUAUCUCGGCAGGAAAAAGACGCUGUUCUAUGCGUCUUGUAUCACCAUAAUUGGAGUCGCCAUACAAUCGGCUGCGCAGAAUAUCGGCAUGUUCAUCGCGGGCCGGUUCAUCAUCGGCUUCGGAGUCGGCAUCUCGUGUACGGCAUCACCGACUUACUUGUCCGAGUGUGUUCCUGCAAAGUGGCGUGCAUUUACUCUUGGGAUGUAUUAUGACUUCUGGUAUGUCGGAGCUCUUAUCGCUGCGGGAAUCACAUACGGAACUGCUGAAAUGGAUUCAACCUGGGCAUGGAGAACCCCAUCUAUUGUCCAGGGCGUUUUCAGUAUCAUCUGCCUUGUCAUCCUGCCUUUUGUCCCGGAGUCACCGCGUUGGCUUGUUCAUAAGGGCCGUAACCAGGAAUCUCUCGAGGGUCUAGCGGCUACACACUCCAACGGAGACACCACCGAUGCUGAGGUUCAAACACAAUUCGACGAGAUCAAAUGUGCGAUUGAAUGGGAGAAAAACCAGGGAGAGAAAUUGACGAUGUUCGAAACCGUCAGGACUCCUUCAAAUCGCAAGCGCAUGAUGCUAGCUUUCUCCGUGGCUAUUUUCUCAAUGAUGUCCGGAAACAACAUCAUAUCCUACUAUCUCGGUGACAUGCUAGACAAUGCCGGUGUAACAAACACAACUACCCAGCUAGAGAUCAACAUCAUCCUGAACUGCUUCUGCCUCGUCGUCAGCAUCAUCGGCUCAUUAUACGCUGAGCGCCUGGGCCGUCGAUUCCUAGCAAUAAGCAGCACUACCCUGCUUACAAUCUUCAUCUUUAUCAUCGGCGCAUUGACUAAAAUCUAUGGCGGCUCUACUAAUAUGUCUGGGAUAUAUGGAACAGUGGCGUCUAUCUUCCUGUUCCAGGGAAGUUAUAGCUUCGGCUGGACUCCUCUGAGUGUUAUGUACCCUCCUGAGGUCUUGCAUUUCUCAAUUCGAGCCAAUGGGAUGGGUCUUUAUACCUUUGUGGCUUCUACUUUUGGGCUGCUGGCUACUUUUGCCUUCCCCAUUGGACUUGAAAAGAUUGGUUGGAAGAUCUACAUGAUUAACGGUGUCUGGGAUGUCAUUGAAUUGCUUUUCGUUAUUUUCUUUUGGGUGGAGACUAAGGGCAAGACUCUUGAAGAGAUUGAUGAGCUCUUCGAUGGUGUGAACCGCCGGGAUGCCCGGGACUUGGCCUUGCUUGAGAAGAAUGCUGGUGAACCUAUCGAUGGCGAAGAGGUAUUUGAGACACAAGUCGUCAUGCCGUCAAAGAAAGAUUCGAUGUAG
Molecule: messenger RNA, 1545 nt
Organism: Penicillium atrosanguineum
Lineage: Eukaryota; Fungi; Ascomycota; Eurotiomycetes; Eurotiales; Aspergillaceae
Exons: 6
Coding region: 1-1545 (514 amino acids)
Biological process (GO): transmembrane transport; carbohydrate transport
Cellular component (GO): membrane
Molecular function (GO): carbohydrate:proton symporter activity
Source: RefSeq, a predicted model, not a curated record